Messenger RNA from Leptopilina boulardi, 6603 nucleotides. It is a transcript of the gene GluRIB, whose product is annotated as glutamate receptor 1. NCBI's taxonomy places the organism in Eukaryota, Metazoa, Arthropoda, Insecta, Hymenoptera, Figitidae. Gene Ontology annotation, biological process: synaptic transmission, glutamatergic; modulation of chemical synaptic transmission. The record is from RefSeq and is a predicted model, not a curated record. Bases 63 to 3080 code for a protein of 1005 amino acids. Gene Ontology annotation, cellular component: plasma membrane; postsynaptic membrane. Gene Ontology annotation, molecular function: transmitter-gated monoatomic ion channel activity involved in regulation of postsynaptic membrane potential; glutamate-gated receptor activity. The transcript is spliced from 20 exons.
AGAGAGUGAGAGAGAGAGAGAGAGAGAGAGAGAGAGUCGGUGGAUGCUUGCAAAAGGGUGGAAUGGGAGGAGACGGGCUCCUGGGGUCGCUUGGAUGCUGGGGCGGUUCAAGGGAGAUCGAGUUCACGCUAAGUAGCGAAAACCAGUUUGUGUCAGACCAGCAUCGAGAACGGAUGAUGCUUGGUGUUAAGAAAUUUUUUCUUGGACCACCGCCGUUAUCGCGGAUACGUUUAUAUCGUCGGUCAUCAAUAUUUAUGUUUAUUAAUCGUUAUCCAAUGUUUGUGAUGAAUUCAAAAAAAUGUCAUUUUUGUUUUGUAAAUUCAGUUUUUCUCAUGUUUCUCAUGUUUCUUGUGAAUCCCGUGUCUUCGGAAAAAAUUCCCAUAGGUGCAAUAUUCGAACAAGGCACCGAUGAAGUUCAAUCUGCCUUCACGUUCGCGAUGUUUAACCACAAUCAGAACACUACGAAGCGUAACUUUGAAUUGCAAGCUUACGUUGACGUGAUAAAUACUGCGGAUGCUUUCAAGCUUUCUCGCCUCAUUUGUACACAGUUCAAUAGAGGCGUUUUUUCAAUGUUGGGCGCCGUGAGUCCCGAUUCGUUCGACACUUUGCACUCUUAUAGUAACACUUUCCAGAUGCCAUUCGUGACACCAUGGUUUCCGGAAAAGGUAUUAACGCCAUCGUCAGGCGUUAAUGAUUUUGCAAUAAGUAUGCGACCGGAUUAUCAUCGAGCCAUCAUUGACACUGUUCAAUACUAUAAAUGGAAAAAAAUUGUCUACCUCUAUGAUUCUCAUGACGGUCUUUUGCGAUUACAACAAAUUUAUCAGGGACUUAAACCAGGGAAUGUGACGUUUCAAGUUGAAAGUGUUAAAAGAAUACAAAAUGUUUCUGAGGCAAUUGACUUUCUUCGUACAUUGGAAGAAAUUAGCAGAUGGACUGUUAAAUACAUUGUACUGGACUGUCCCACCGAAAUGGCGAAAAAUAUAGUCGUAAGCCAUGUAAGAGACAUUGCGCUCGGAAAAAGAACGUACCAUUAUCUUCUAAGUGGAUUAAUAAUGGACGACCGUUGGGAAAGCGAAGUGAUCGAGUACGGUGCCAUCAACAUCACUGGGUUUCGCAUCGUCGACGACUCCCGACCCUACGUCAAGGAGUUUCUCGAAAACUGGCGCCGGCAAGACCCCGCGGUACAUGCUGGCUCCGGUCGACAAUCUAUUUCCGCGGGAGCCGCAUUGAUGUACGAUGCAGUAUAUGUGCUUGUGGAAGCUUUUAAUAAAUUUACACGAAAAAAACCCGAUCGAAGUAAUCAGAGACGCACUGGUGUACCAAUUCCAAAUACAUCAAUAAAUGCAACAAGAUCACUCGAUUGCAAUCCUAAUCAAGGUUGGGUAACACCCUGGGAGCAUGGUGACAAAAUAUCCAAACUUUUGAGAAAGGUCGAAGUAGAAGGACUCACGGGUUUGAUUCGUUUCAAGGAAGAUGGACGACGCUUUAAUUACACUCUUCACGUCGUGGAAAUGACUAUUAACAGCGCAAUGGUCAAAGUGGCAAAUUGGUCAGAAGAAGAGGGUUUCAAACCAGUGUCAGCAGAGUAUUCGCGACCAAAAUCAAUAAAAGAUAGAAAUCGAACUCACAUUGUAACAACAAUAAUUGAGGAGCCUUAUAUUAUGCUAAAACCUGAUCCAAGGAAAGAAUUCGUUGGCAAUGAUCGUUAUGAAGGUUAUUGCAAAGAUCUUGCUGAUUUUAUCUCGAAAAGGCUAAACAUAACUUAUGAACUACGAAUUGUUAAGGAUAAAAAAUAUGGUUCCGAAAAUCCGGAUAUAGCCGGCGGUUGGGAUGGAAUGGUGGGCGAACUAAUUAGAGAAGAAGCGGAUAUGGCAAUUGCAUCAAUGACAAUAACAUCGGAACGCGAAAGAGUAAUUGAAUUCAGUAAACCCUUCAUGUCACUGGGAAUUAGUAUUAUGAUCAAAAAACCAGUAAAAACAAUUCCAGGAGUUUUCAGUUUUUUAAAUCCACUAAGCAAGGAAAUUUGGGUCUGUGUCAUCUUUUCAUAUAUUGGAGUGUCAAUUGUCCUAUUUAUUGUCUCCAGGUUUUCACCUUACGAAUGGAGAGUCUUAUCGCUCGGUGGUGGGGAUCCUAGAUUAGGUCUGAGAGGAGAUCCUUCCAUGCAACAUCCCCAUGGACCACAAGGAUCACCUCACAUGCAACAAUCAAGCAUGACUAAUGAUUUCAGUAUUCUAAAUAGUCUUUGGUUUUCACUGGGAGCUUUUAUGCAACAAGGAUGUGACAUUUCUCCCAGAUCCAUUUCGGGGCGAAUAGUGGGCAGUGUGUGGUGGUUUUUUACUUUGAUUUUAAUCUCGUCGUACACUGCAAAUUUGGCAGCGUUUCUCACAGUUGAGAGAAUGGUAACUCCAAUUAAUUCGCCAGAAGAUUUGGCAGCACAAACAGAGGUUCAAUAUGGAACACUUCAACAUGGUUCUACUUGGGAUUUCUUUAGGAAAUCACAAAUCAGUCUCUACAGUAAAAUGUGGGAAUUUAUGAAUGCAAGAAAAGAAGUAUUCGUAACCACUUACGAUAAAGGUAUAGAAAAAGUGAGAAACAGUAAAGGAAAAUAUGCACUUUUAAUUGAAAGUCCAAAAAAUGAUUACAUCAAUGAGAGAGAGCCUUGUGAUACAAUAAAAGUUGGUAGACAUCUCGAUGCCAGAGGAUUUGGAAUUGCUACACCCAUUGGUUCACCUUUUAGAGAUGAGAUUAAUAUUGAAGUCCUAGCGCUAAAGGAAUCAGGGGAGUUAGAAAAACUUUAUAAUAAGUGGUGGUACGAUCGAUCAGAGUGCAGGCAUGGAGAUAAGCAGGACGCGACGAGAAAUGAAUUAACUUUAAGUAACGUCGCGGGAAUUUUCUACAUUUUAAUAGGAGGACUUUUGCUUGCAUUGGCAGUAGCUUUACUAGAAUUUUGCUAUAAAUCACAUUCAGAAGCUACGAGAGCAAAGAUACCAUUAUCAGACGCAAUGAAGGCGAAAGCCCGAUUAACAAUCGGGGGUGGUCGUGACUUCGACAACGGCCGGUGGUACGGACUGCAGAGUUAGACGGAGGAUGCAUGCGCCUUGCCCGGGACCAUAUUACUACGCGCCGGCCAACGCGAUUGGCAAUGCGGAGGCCGAUCAGGUACACAGCAAUACACACACGCAGGUUUAAGCAGCCAGGAGGAUUCGCCUGCAAUUUCUCUACCAACACCACCACCACCUCCAUUACUUGCGCCACUUCCUCCUCCACCACCGCCACCACCACCACGACGUUCAUUAAGAAGAAGUGUUACAUUUGCAGAAUCACCGCCCAAGAGUCCAAAACAAAAAAAUCGUAAACUCAAUGUUUCAACAUUGGAUAUUGCAAUACCUUGGACACCAGCGUCACCUGGACAUUGGAUCAGUCGCGCUUCAAAACCCGAAUACAUAGCUUGAUAAUUGACUCCCAAUAUAAAAAUAAAAAUAAUAAUAAUAAUUAUAAUAAUAAUAAAAAAAAUAAUAAUAAUAAUGAUAAUUAUUAUUCCAAGCCUUAAAAAUAGUCCAACGACCUUGGAGGACAAUUUUCAAUCGCUCAAAAGGUCAAAAAAAAAAAAAAAAAGAAAAAAAAUUGUGGAAAUUUAGAAAAAAAAAUGUCCUUUUAGAGAAUUAUUUGGCUUUUCCGAUACGUGAUCCGAUAUACCAUGUGCGCUUCAAAGUACCUACACCUUCACAGAAAAAAAAAAUUAUAUUGACUCUUGGGCCUUCUUUUUGCACCCUAGACAUGUAUUUCGAGAAUUUCGAGUGUGAGAAUUGAAAAAUUAUUCAAAAAAUUAUUUUUCUUUUGGAUAAAUGAAAAUUCAAUAAAAUAGAAAAAAAAACUUAUGAAAGAAAUAGAAAAAAGAAAGAAAGAAAUAGAAAAAAGAAAGAAAGACUUAAAUAGAAAAUUUUUUAUAAACUUGUAAUUUUUGUUUUUAGAACAAAAAGUAGAAUUCAUUUUUAGUCAGGCGAAAACAAAUUUUAAUUUUGUACCGAUGAUUAAUAAAUUUAUAAAUUUUUUUUUUACCUAACUAAAAACUACUUUUUUUUCUAAAUAGAAAUUGGAAUUUCUAUAUAAAAAUAUGGAAUUUAAAUCGGAAUUGAAUAUUUAAAAAGUAGAAUUUCUAUUUUCUUCAUUUUUUUUUGAAAUUAGUAACAAUGAAUUUUUUUUACAGACAAAAUAAUUUAGUAGAAAAAAAAUUUUCUAAUUUUACUAUUUAUUAUCGAUAAGUACUAAAAGGCAGUUUUAGCCAAACAAAAGUAAUUUUCUUAAUUUUAUACUUUUCAAUAAAUAAAUAAUUAAAUUUUUCAUAUUCGUAUUACAAAGAAAAAAAUUCGCACUCGUAUUAUUUUUUCUUAUUGAUAAGUAGUAAAAGGCAAUUUUCGUCAGAGAGAAAAAAAUUCUCCUUUUGUAUAAAUAGUAAAAGAAAAUUUUAAAAAGAAAAAAAUAUUUAAAUUCUUUGUCAAUUUUGGUUACAUUUAUUUUUUUUUGUAAUUUUUUUUUUUGCAAAACUAAUGUAAUUUUUUCUUUUUAAUUUGUUUCCAAUUUUUUUUUUCAAUUUGAAUCUCUCACACUCGAAUCUCAUUGGUGUCUGACAAAAUGUAACAACUCAAAACUUUUCCGCUUAUCCUUCUCAGAGUUUCCCGUUUACAUAUUAUAUACAAAAAAAAAUACUACCUUUCAAAAAAAAUUAUUUCGUUUAAUAAUUUUCUUCUGAAAUUAUUUGUUUUAAUAACUUUUAAUUUUAUAUUCCUAAAAAAUUAUUACUAAGUAUUUAUUAUUAUUAUUAUUAUUUAUUAUAAUAUAAAUAAAAACUAUAUAAAAAAUAAAUAAUAUGAUAAAUAAUAUAAAAAAUAAAUAUAAAUAUUAUAUUUAUUAUUUAUUUACUUUUUUAUUAUUAUUUUAUUUAUUAAUUAUUAUUUAUUUAAUUUUUAUUAAUUAGUUUUUAAUUAUUUUUGAUUGUUUUUAAUUAUUUUUAAUUAUUUUCUAUUAUUUUCUAUUGUCAUUGAUUAUUUACUUGUACAAUAGAAUUAACCUCAAGAACACGUAACACAAAAUAAUAACGAAAACAAAAAAUGAGACUGUAAUAUAAAUAUAAAAAUUUGUACAAAAUUCGUCGGGAAACUCUGAUAUUAAAUUUGUCAUUGAAGUAAAACAAAAAAAAAACCAUUUUUUUUUUUUUUUUACUUUAAUGACAAAAAUCCAACCACCAUAAAACCUAUUUAAUGUAAAUAUAUAAAAAAAAAAACAAAUUAAACAACAAAAAAUCAAAAUAGUAAAAGUGGUCCUGGGGUGGGUGCAUGUGAGAAGAAAAAAGAAGAUAAUGAAGAAGAAGAAAAAAAAAACUAAACUCAACGACUGCAAAAAAAAAAAAAAUGCAGCGAUUAAAAAUGUGUAUAUUUUCACCAAAGUUCCAUAUAUAAAAAAAAAAAAUGAAAAAGAUAAAAAAAAAAAAUUUGACAACAGUUUGCGCGAUAAUAACCGAGAAAAAGGACUCGAAUUUAUUAGCGUGCAUCGAAAAAAAACUGCGGAUUAUUAUUAAAAAAAAAAAAUAAUAAUAAUUAAAUGAAAACUAGUCAUUGUGAAAUGAUGCGCAAUGUUUAUAAAUGCUGUGUGUGUGUGUAUGUGUGUUAAUUUUUUUUUUAUUUUCAAAAUUUUACGAGAAAAUGUAAUUGUGUUUUUUAAUUAAAGACAAAAAAAACAAAUGAUAGUUGAAUGUGCAAUUUAAUUCAAGAAAUUGUGUCAAAAAAAAUUAGGUUCACAAUUUUUUCUAUCAAAUAGGUAUUUAAUUUGGAAAAAUUUUUUUCCUAAAUGUAAAAAUCAUUUUUAUAAAUAAAUCGACAGUUAAUCAAAAAAAAUUUGUAAAUCAAAAUUUUUCAAUUAUGAAAUUAUUUUAAUUUUGAAAAAUAAUAUUGCGAAAAAAUAAUGUUUUCAAAAAUAAAUUAUUUAAUUGAGAAAAAAAUUGGCCUUAAUUUUUAAGAGAGGGUAAAAUAAAAUUAAAAAAAAAAAUGAAUAAAUGAAAAUGAAUAAAUAAAUCGAGAGUGUUUGGUAAAUUUGAAACUAGAUAGUAAGUAAAAUUUAAGGUUUAUAUUCCUUAUGCUAGCUCGUACUAGUCCACGAUUAAUGUACUCUGAUUAAAUUUCUAAAAAAAAAAAAAAAAAUCAGUUUAUACCUCAUCGACGCGAUAAUUAUUGUACAUUGAUCCAAUUUAUUGCUGAAUUAUUACGAUCUAGCUAUUUCUAUAAUACAAGUUGUAGGAUUAAUAUUCCUACCACCAGAUGUAUUUAUUUUUAACAAAAAUAAAAAAAAAAUCACCCUCAAUUUCAAAAAUAAAAUAAAAUUAUUAGACAUUUAUAAAAAAUUUAUUUUACUAUUUUAUAAAAAAUUAUUCGCAGGUGAUAAUCAGUAAUUUUUAUUUUUUAAAAAAAUUCUCUAUUAUCUGGUGAUUGAAAUAAAAAUCCAAAAAAAAAAAAAUGGCCAAAAUUUUGUGCCAAAAAGACGAUACCUCAACUUGAUUUAAUGUCACAAUAUUCGGGAAUUUAAAAAUAAAAAAAUUACAUAAAAAAAAAA